This is a messenger RNA of Pyrenophora tritici-repentis Pt-1C-BFP, 1305 nucleotides long. Lineage: Eukaryota; Fungi; Ascomycota; Dothideomycetes; Pleosporales; Pleosporaceae. The record is from RefSeq and is a predicted model, not a curated record.
AUGGGCGCGGAAGAGACAGGCGACUCAAGAUUUCAAACAGAUAAUUCCGUAUCGAGGAAACAACAACCUAGACAGCAAUUGUCAAAAGCCAUGGAACACAUGCGCUUCGCAGUCACAGUUGACCCUAUCCCACAUACCUCAACACCCAACACAUCAGAAUCAGCCCCUGAGACCUCCUCUCAAAACCCCACACAAACCUCACCACCACAACCAACAGCAGAACCAACGGAAAACGACGCCUACGGCGUCCCCGCCUCACUCCAACCCAACCGCCUCCCCCCUUCCCGCUCCCACGACCCAACCAACAACCAAAAACGCAGCGACCCCUUUACCUUUGGUUCGCGCUACCUAGAAGAAGGCGACAACAUCUUCGACUUCAACGCCUGGGACCACGUAACCGUCGACGACUCCUACCUCGCCUUCUCCGAAUCUCAAUACAGCGCACAGCGCGCCUCACCUGUCAACGACUUCGACCGCCAACGCUACAACGCGCAGCCGGAAAAAUGGUGGAACCAAUUCUACAAGAACAAUAAAACCAAUUUCUUCAAGAACAGGAAGUGGCUAGCGCAGGAAUUUCCGAUUCUGGAGGAAUUGGGGCGGGAGGACGGACCGGCGGCUACGCUCUUGGAGGUGGGUGCUGGCGCGGGGAAUAGCGCGUUUCCCAUCCUUGAGAGGAGUCGGAACCCACGGUUGAAGAUCCAUGCUUGUGAUUUUUCGAAAAAGGCUGUCGAGUUGAUACGCAGUCAUGAGCUUUACGAUGACGGGAAAAGGAUUCAAGCAGAUGUGUGGGAUGUAGCUUCCCCGCCUACAUCUGACAACGCCGGUUUACCAUCCGGUCUCACGGAAAACAGCGUAGAUGUCGUUCUCAUGAUAUUCAUCUUCUCGGCACUUGCGCCCGAGCAGUGGGACCAAGCCGUCCGCAAUAUCUGGCGCGUGCUUAAACCCGGUGGUCAAGUGCUAUUUCGUGACUACGGGCGCGGCGAUUUAGCACAGGUCAGGUUUAAAAAGGGGAGGUAUAUGGAGGAGAACUUCUACGUUAGGGGCGAUGGCACGAGGGUUUAUUUCUUCGAGCAGAGUGAAUUAGAGGAUAUUUGGGCGGGCGGCGCGGCUGCGAAGAAGAGGAUGGAGAGCGUACAGGUGGGGAAUGUGGCGGAUACAAAGGUUGUAGGGGAGGAGGUCAAGGAGGAAAUUGAGCAGAAGAUGGAGGGGCUGGGACUGAGGGAUCCAGAUGUUGUGGGUGAGGAGAAGGAGGGGGGCAUGGUGUUGGAUGCAGGCGGUGUUCCGAAAGGCGGGGCAAGAGAGUGA